UAUCUAUUUUUCUAGUCUUAUCAUUUUAGACAUCAAAGAUAUGUUGUCUUCUGUGUAUUCUUUUUUCACCGGUCUCAAACGCGUCUCCUCUUCAGAUUCUAACGACAAUAAUAGUGAUAACGAUGAUUACGACAAUACGCAACAACCCGAAACUAAUAAAUUGUUACUCUACCCACAUCCUAAUGCGGUGUAUAACGAACUAACGUGUAGCGAAUGCACAAAUCCUAACGACGUUUGCGGUCUGUGCCGUAAUUCUAGAAUAACAUUAGACAGCGAAAGCGACGACGAUGACGGCAGCGUCGACAUUAUCUGUUCCGAGAGUACUACGUACAGCAAUAGAUAUUCAGGCGGUGCUGCGUACGGCAAAUAUUGCCUCAACACAAACACGGUCAACCGUUUUGAUAGUGUCGACGGCGAACACGUUGAAAGUGAUAAUUGUAAAAUUAUAGACUAUAAUUUGGAAAAUUACAAAAAAUUAUUAUCAAUCGUGGACGAUUGCGAGCUGAAAAACAAAUAUUUUUCAACGAGUUUCGAUUUGUCGGGGAAUCGAGUAUUGUGCUUUCCACCGAUAGACGUAAAAAAAAUGUGCGGCGACGGUUCGUUGAUGAUUUAUAAAAUGUUGAAAAACUACGAACUGCUGGCUGUAAAGUAUAUUAAAACGAAUAAAAUAUCAUUGCGAACUAACGAUGAGUAUUUAUUUCACAUCAUUAAAUGCUCAUUAGAUUGUAGAGAAGUGGAAGAUUUUAUAAAUAUAGGUUCUUUUAGUUUUUGUAAACAGUUGUUUUGCGUUUCUCUUCUGAUAAACUACUUGUAUUUUAUAAAACAACAAUACACGACAUCAUCAUCAUCAUCGAGACUACGACAAUACGUUUUGUUAGAAUGUUUGUUUUUAAAAUCAAAAACUCGUAGUGGUUUUUUCGAUACAAAAGAUGUGGAUAAAAUAGAAACGGAAAAAGACGUGCGCGUAGAAUUUAAAAGAAGGAUCAAAUCAUCGCAGUCGUCGUUGUCAUCGUCUUCUGAAGAUAGUUUAAACAUUUUAAAAGUAAUAAUCGUCGAUUUUUCUAUAUCAAAAUUGAAAUGACGAGAAACUUCAAUCUAUUGAAAAACGCAGCCGAUCAACUCCGUAAGGACAUGGCUAUUGUAGAUGAUGAUGAUCAUAACUAUCAUCGUAUCGAGGAUUUCGUUCGAUUGGAUCAUUUGGAGUCGGCGUCGUCAUCGUCAUCGCAAUCUAGUGUAUGUGUGGUUCUAAAUAAAGAGGCGAAUGGACGAAUUCGAGUUUUUUUACGUAACACCGAUUGUUUUAAAUAUUUUAAUUUUACAAAAGACACGGCAAAUUUGUCAAAAGUCGAGUUGAAAAAAGAAAUGACAGAUAUUAACGAAUGUAUAAAAUCUAUAAAUCAAAUUGUAACGAGUCCUUUAAAAUCUCACGCAUCCAAUAUUCAAAUGUUACUUAGUGGUUGUAAAAAUU
Messenger RNA from Melanaphis sacchari, 1468 nucleotides. RefSeq lists its product as uncharacterized. NCBI's taxonomy places the organism in Eukaryota, Metazoa, Arthropoda, Insecta, Hemiptera, Aphididae. The record is from RefSeq and is a predicted model, not a curated record. The transcript is spliced from 2 exons. Bases 41 to 1081 code for a protein of 346 amino acids.